AUGACUACUAUGAAUUCUGCAGGCGUACGCGCUUUUCAUCUAACCCCGGAGGAAGAUCCGGAGCGCGAGCGGAUCCGCGAUUUGUCGAGAUAUUACUGCACAGUAACUCAAGCAUUCCAAGCACCUGACGCGACGACUCUUGAGGAGGAAAAGACGCCCGCAGCACCGACGGGAGAUGAACAGCCCAUAGGUUGCGAGCUAGCAAAGGACAUUACCCUCAACGCACUUGCUCAGCUUGGCGUCCUCCGCUUCAAUGCCAAUCGCUGCUUUGUGUCCAUAAUUGACGGCGAAACCCAGCAUAUCAUUGCCGAAACGACAGGCUCAGUGUCACUACGAGAUAAGAACCGUCACAAACCAGGAGAUGGUAUCUAUCUCGGAGCACGGUCGCUGGACCUGGUCUGGGGCGUAUGUCCCCACACCGUUCAGUUGUUCACGGGCCGCGCGACGGACGACGUCGAUACCAGCAAUGUGACCGCCAAUCGCACGCGCUAUAUUAUCCGAGAUUUUACACUGGAGGAUUGCUUCAAGGACCGACCUUAUGUUCGAGAGUGGCCACACAUGCGCUUCUACGCAGAGGUGCCUCUAUUCAGCGCAUCUGGAUACGUUCUGGGCUCUUAUUGCAUCGUCGACGACAAACCAUGGACGGAGUUCGGAGACGACCAGGUCAAUGACCUCCAGGAAGUGGCGGAUGCCAUCGGACUGCAUCUGGAGAACGUGCGAAUGAGCCAGGCCCAUAUUCGGACUGAAAAAUUGGUCAAGGGUUUGACUGAUUUUGUUAAAACCCAUGCAGACUUUGAUCCUAAAGAGGUCUCUAAUCAUGGCCGUCUACAGUCGAGUGUCAAUGCAGCGAAUCUCCUACCACAUGAAAUUGCCGCCACCACUGCAAAUGCCGACGACCCUGACACCACCCCGGUUGCUGAUGUGCCAUUGGGUCACGCUGUUCAAUCUGUUUCUCCCAAAUCCAGACGAUCGUCUUCCUCGACCGUUGCGGGAGAAGAAUCUGUGUUCUUCUUGCAGGAUCAACACUUCACGACCGAGCCUUCAUCUUUGAACUCGGGUUUCUCUGAUCGACCAGUGGUGCUGAGCCCCAGCGAAGAAAAGUCGAUGGGCGAAGUAUUGAAGUCAGGAGACAACGGUGCCCCUCAGGGUAUUGAUCAAGGCUUUUCGCAGUUAUCAUUGACCGAGAGCACACCCAUAUAUGAACGCAUCGCUUCUAUCUAUUCCCGUGCAAGUGCCUUGCUCCGGGAUUCCAUGGAUCUGGACGGAGUUGCAUUUCUCGAUGCCUGUCCCACUGAUUUUGCCUUUGUACCCCAAGAACCAGAAAUUUGGGAGCCAUUGCCGGCUGGAGAUCCCGGGUUCCCGUCUGCACCGCUGCCUAAUCCUCUCGGGCUAGCCCGGGCUGUGUCGCAUGAAUUUGACCUUCCAUGCGAUACUUUAAGUUGUGCGCUAAAGUUGCCACCCCAAGGCAAUGCUGGUCCAAAUAAACAACCUAGUAUACCACAGGGAUUGCUCCAUCAAAUGCUCAAGUCUUUCCCCCAAGGUCAGAUCCUGAUUCUAGACGAGGACGUUGACGGGGAUGAUUGUCUUCUAAAUGAUAGCACUGAUCUAAACACCCACACUUGUGCAAAACAUCUUGCACGGUGUCUUCCCGGUGCUAAAUCCGCCCUGUUCCUUCCUUUAUGGGAUUGGAAUAAGUCUCGUUGGCUUUCUGGGGUGCUGGUGUGGACGACAAGCAGUUUCCGAGCACUCGGGCUAGAGGAGUUACACUAUUUCAAGGUUUUUGGUGAUUCUUUGAUUUCUGAAGUUUCUCGGAUUCAUUGGGCCACUACCGAGAGAUCAAAAUUCGAUUUUAUAACCUCUGUCAGCCACGAGCUUCGUUCACCACUGCAUGGAAUACUUGCAAGUGCUGAAUUAUUACAUUCCAGCUCUCUUAGCCCAUCACAAGAAGAGAUGGUGACGAUGAUCGAAAAGUCUGGAUUGACCUUACUGGAUACAACGAAUCACAUGUUGGAAUUCUGUAAGGUCAACAACCUGAGGCAUACGGACAAACUAAAUGAAAUAAUGGAGAAUGACACGGCCAAUCUUGUGUCUGACUUUAACAUUAGCCAUUUGGUGGAAGAGGUUGCAGACAUAUUGUACACUGGUCAGCGAGCACCUGAGCAGGUGAGCCAGCUCGCUAAAAGGAUGUCAUCCAACAAGGAGGCAGGCGAUUCAAUCACCAAGGAUCUCAGGGCACAAAACCAAUUGUCCGUUGUCAUACGAGUCGACCAAACGGACACUUGGAUGAUUAGGUCCCUUGCAGGUGCCUGGAGAAGAAUCGUGAUGAACCUUCUCGGCAAUGCGAUGAAGUGGACCACAGCCGGCUUCAUCGAAAUAGCGUUAUCAAAGGCCAGGGACCGAUCGGAGUCCCAGUCACCCCUUGUUCACCUCUCCAUCACUGAUACCGGCCGUGGAAUCGCGCCCGAUUUCAUCAAACAUAAGCUGUUUGCCCCAUUCUCUCAAGAAGACCCGUUGUCUGAGGGCGUCGGGCUGGGCCUGAGCAUGGUACAACAAUUGGUGAUGUCACUUGGGGGGCAUGUGAACGUGAGGAGCGAGUUAGGCAUUGGGACUCAGGCUGAUGUCUAUAUUCCGGUUCAAUAUCUACCGGCGAGUCUUGAUCCAGAGGAUAGCCCGGCUCCGACAACCACUCAGCCAGGAGCCACCCUGCAUGCAUGUCUGGUAGGCUUCAAUGGUUAUCCUGACCUCACAGAGGCGCCCACUGGGAUUCUCACCGUCGAAGGCAAACGAAAUCUUUCCAUUCAGAGUGCACUGGCAAACAUCUUCAUGACAAAGAUGAAGUGGAACAUUUCUCUGGCUGCUUCCAUCGAGAAGGCUCGUGGCCAGGUUGUUGUCAUUGAGGAAGAACUCCUCAGACGAACUAUGGAUGAAAAUGAUCAACUUGUGUCCGAAAUGGCGGCUCAGAAUGGCUUUGACUUCUUCAUCGUGCUGAGCGGCAAUGUCCCAAUCAUACUGGACAGCCUCUCUGUCAACAUUAUCCGCGUUGCCCAACCAUUCGGACCACAGAAGAUUUACAAAGCCGUUGAAAAGAUCAUGAAGUGGCGCGAGAUCCAAAUACAACCUGCGUCCCCUGUGCUCGACGCUGCUUUCUCGCUAAUAUCUUCGCAGAUACAAACAGAAAGGAAUUCAGACUCAGGCUCGGAUCUCUAUGAUAGAGGGACGCCCGGGUAUUCAAAUGAAGCGAUGAGCUCACCGGGAGAAUCAACCGCCUCCACACCCCGACGAUCCAGCAAGCAAGCACUGGCCCAUGUGCUCAUUGUGGACGAUAAUGAAAUUAAUGUCAAGAUUAUGGCCACCUUCAUGCGCAAAAUAAACUGCAGCUACGACACAGCCCACAACGGCCUCGUCGCACUGGAUAAAUACAAAUCGUCGAACUUUCACUACGAUUUUGUCCUGAUGGACAUCUCAAUGCCCGUGAUGGACGGCCUCGUCUCAACGAGCAAAAUUCGCGAAUUCGAACGCGAACAUAACAUCAGACCCUCUUGCAUCAUGGCUGUCACUGGAGUUUCCACCGCUGGAUUCCAACACCAGGCUACUACGGCUGGUAUCGAUAACUACCUCAUCAAACCCCUCUCCCUUCGCGCGCUCAGAACUCUUAUGAACAUUGCAUGAUACCAUCUUUUUGAAUUUAGAUUGGCUGGUCUUUGACCUCCACUGCACAGCGUGGUGUUGGUUGGUUUUUCU
Messenger RNA from Penicillium samsonianum, 3741 nucleotides. RefSeq names its product hybrid sensor histidine kinase/response regulator. The coding region runs from base 1 to 3669 and encodes 1222 amino acids. Lineage: Eukaryota; Fungi; Ascomycota; Eurotiomycetes; Eurotiales; Aspergillaceae. Gene Ontology annotation, biological process: phosphorelay signal transduction system; protein autophosphorylation. The record is from RefSeq and is a predicted model, not a curated record. The transcript has 6 exons. Gene Ontology annotation, molecular function: histidine phosphotransfer kinase activity; phosphorelay sensor kinase activity.